CUGUGACUUAUUAAAAAAAACCAGUAUGAAUGCCAAUGAAUAUAGAAGCUUAGUUCUGUACUAUGGACGACUACGGUUUUAUCAUUCAAUGCAAAAAAUGGCCUUAGAUGGUUUAGCGAAAUUUCCUAUGCAAUCAGAAUUUCGAAUGUUCAAUGGAGUUGCUCUUGCCUUAGGCAACCGCAUGCAGGAAUGUAUUCGUGAGUUGAAUCCGCUAAAAAACGAGCCAGACUUUGGUCUGGCGGCAACGAUGAUGCUUAUUUACGCACAUCGACAUUGUCGUAUAAUUGAUAUUGAAACAGUGCAAUCGCUUGAACGUCGCUUAGAAGACAGGACGGAAGCAAUAAAUGCUUCAUCUUAUUACUAUGCUGGUGUAUUUCUGUUUCUAAUCGGUGAAUUCAAUGCAGCAAUUGAUAAUUUAGGCAAGUCACUGAAGGCAGACGUAACCUUUGAUGCAGCCGUAGUCUUGAAAAUAUGGUGCCAACUUUCAUGCAGUAAUGGCCAGCACGUAGUAAAUGGAAAAACGCAAAGCAUUUUAGAAGCGAGCAUUGCUCGUAAUGAUGGUAAAAAUAUAGAUGCAUCUCUGGCACUCAUUAGGUUCUAUCAAAAGCGAAAAGAGUUCGAUUCAGCGCUAUUAGUAAUAAAUAAACUCAGCGUGAGAUUUCCCGAUUUGAGCAUACCGCUUAUUGAAAAAAUGGAAACGCAACUAGCCGCUCAUGACUGGGAACAUGCGCUCGAAACUGGAAAAAAAGUUGUCAAUAUGGAGCCAACAAAUGUGUCAGCUAUUCGCAUAACAGGCCUUCUGCAAAUCGUAAGGGAAAGUAAUUUAAAAGGAGCCACAGGUACGCUCAACAAACUAUUGAAUGCUGUAGAACGCGUUGAACCGGGAAAUCACAUGCUUUUAUUGGACAUAUGUAAACUUUACUCUCGAGUUUGCUCCAGAAAUAUUGAGUUGCUGCAAAUUACACAGCGUACAGUGGACAAGCUUACCCAACUUAAUCCAGCUAAUAUUGAUUUACUCACUGAACUGGGACAUCAGAAGCUUCUGAUGGGAAAUUUUGCCGAGGCGGAGAAAACGUUUCACGCGGCUUGUAAUUUGGAGAGCAACAACUUCAAAGCCCUUUGUGGACUAACUUUAUGCAAGCUUAAAGGGCAAAGAAACGAUGAGAGUAGACAACAGACACGUCAGCAGCUGGACUAUCUUAUGGAGCUGAAUGACAACAACCUCAAUGCUAUAGUUUUGUAUAUGUCAGCUUUGAUAUGCGAUCAAAGAGAGAAACAGUCGGCAGUGCAGUUGCUAGUAAAAGCCACAGAGGUGCAUAUAAAAAAAUUGGAUAAUUUGUGCCUAAAUGUGGAUUACAUAUGCUUGCUGAACCCAGACUUUAUGCUGGCGAUAUGUGAGGAACUGAUUACUUAUACACCAGCGCCUGUGCAAGGACCUCAUUUUGAAUUGGAUGUGGGACACGAAACACUACAUAUUACUUUAAAGCACAGCUUAAAUAUAUUGGAAGUCAUCCUACAAUCAUGUCCCGGACACCAGGAAGCCAUGUUUAUGAGGGCUAGAGUUGAUUUUUUAUGCGGAGAAUCAACUAAAGCAAUUGCACGACUCCAACAUAUAUUAAGCGUCGUAAGCGAGUCAUUUACAAAAGCUCAUUUGCUCUUGGCUCAGAUACUUGUAGAGAGGCAGCAGUAUGCAAAGGCAAUGGAGUCCCUCGAACUCUCAUUAUCGCAAGAUUUUAAAGUGCGUGAGUUACCGAUAUUCCAUCUACUUAAAGGCAUAAUUCAAAGGCACCAACAAAUGUUGCCAGAAGCACACCAUAGUCUACUUUGCGCAAUGCAAUUAAUUGGAAAUACGUCGGGCAUAAUAGAGCAACAUCAGAACACCAUUGUUUCGCAGUCAACAAUUAUAACAGCAUUUGAUAAAAUGACCUUGUAUAUUGAAUUAAUACAUGUUUUACGCAUAAUGGGCGACUCCCAGGGAUUUUACGAAAGCGAACGCCUUUUAGAAGUUGCGAAUGAAGAAUUCUGCAACAGCGCUGAAUUAGGUCGAUUAAUUAUAGCGCAUGCUCAGCUGAUGCUUGAUAUGUGUAAUGUGGACAAAGCUAUAAGCUUGCUGUCGACAAUAAAGCCCGAGCAACCAUAUUAUAUACAUGCAAGAACACAGUUGGCAAAUAUUUUUUUGCAACAUCAAAAAAAUCGCAGUGCUUUCUCCAAAUGUUUCAAGGAACUGGUGAAAGUGCGUCCCGAACCAAAAAGCUUUUUGAUGCUAGGAGAAGCGUACUUAUCCAUACAAGAAAUUGAUAAGGCAAUUGAUGCAUAUGGGCGAGCGUUUAAAAUGAACCCACUGAAUAGUCUACUGGCAAGCAAACUUGGAAGAGCUUACGUUAAAAGUCAUCAGUAUGCUAAAGCUCUUAGGUACUACAAUGAAGUAGUAAAGAAUGCAGAGUGCUCUCCCUUAAAAUUGGAUUUGGCGGAGCUGUUUCUCAAGCUAAAGCAAUUUCAAAGUGCUGUUAACAUAUUAACCGACUCUGCCAAAUCAAGAAUAAAAGAAGAUAGUUUUGUUGAUUUGCAACUGCGCACAAAAAAGCUUUUAUUACUUGCCCGUGUUCAUGAAAAGUCGGGAAACAUCAUGAUGUCGAUCCAAACGUUGCAGGAAGCGCGGGAAAAUCAGUACCGAUUGCAGAAGCAAUGUUCAAUUGAUCAAUCUGAAAUUAUUGCUGAACAAUACAAGGCGAUGUCAAAGAUAUGCCUUCUCAUUGCUCAACAGGCGAUUCACAUGAAGAGCAAUGAAAUGGCUCUGACUUAUUUUAAGGAAUGCAUGAAAUACACACCCAACGAUUUGGAGAUAUUGGUAUCUCUAGCUCAACUUCAAAUGAAUUCAAAAGAAAUGAACAUGUGUCGCGAUACAUGUUUUGAAAUUCUUCAAAUAGAUAAUAACAAUGAGGCGGCAUCCGUAAUAAUGGCAGAUUUAUCAUUUAGAAAAAUGGAAUUUGAAAACGCUGCAUAUCACUUUUCGCAACUGCUUUUAUCUCAACCCUGCAAUUGGGCCGCACUAGCUCGGCUUAUUGAAGUAAUGAGGCGAUCUGGUACAAUAAAUGAAAGCAUUCCUUUUUUGCAACGCGCUGAGCAGUCGUUUUUAAACUCUACAAAUAAUUCAGCUGGACUUAACUAUUGCAAUGGCCUCUUUCAAUAUUACAAUGGAAACCCCAAUAGUGCUUUGCGAUACUUCAAUCUGUCCCGUAGAGACCAUGAGUGGGGUUAUCAGUCUAGACUCAAUAUGAUUGAGAUUUGUAUAAAUCCAGAUGGCGAAAUACCAAAUGUAAAUGAUCUUUUUGAAGCUGGAGAUAGCGGUGAAUUUACUGAAUCUCGCAUUGUAGCUUUACGUACAGCAGAGCGAUUACUUAAUGAAAUGCGAACCCAAGCUGGGGAAAUCCAUGAGAAAGAUAUAAGUCGAAGAGUUCUUUGGAAUUUUCUUCAAAUGGCGUCCAAACAAAAAAUGCAAGUGGAAUCAUCACUCCAAGAUCUUACCGAGCUAAUGCAGCAAGAAGGCAACUCUUUGAUGGUGCCAAUUGUUUAUGCGAUGGCCUCCGCCCUCAUUCAACUAAAGCAAAUUCAACGUGCAAAAAAUCAGCUUAAAAGGAUAGCUCGGCUUACUUGGUAUUAUGAGGAUGCCGAAUAUUUGGAGAGAAGUUGGUUACUAUUAGCCGAUAUUUACAUUAAUGCAAAUAAGCUGGAUGUGGCCACGACAUUUGUAGAUCGAGUACUAGAUUAUAAUAAAUCAUCUACAAAAGGCUAUGAACUAGCUGGGUAUAUUGCGGAGAAGAUGCAAUCUUAUAGCGAUGCCUCCUUGUACUAUCAAAAAGCAUGGAUAAGUUGUGACCGUUCUAAGCCACAUAUAGGGUAUAAAUUGGCAUUCAACAACAUGAAAAAAAAACAAUAUGCCAAUGCGGUUAAUAUAUGCCAACAAGUUUUAAAAUUACAUCCAGACUAUACCAUUAUCCGAAAGGACAUACUCGAAAAAUGUCGCAACAAUUUAAGACCUUAAGAAAAUUUAUUACAAAAUUCUCAAUUUUAUAAAAAAAAAGCAAUAUAAUAAAAUCAUUUGACCCAGAAUAAUAUA
Molecule: messenger RNA, 4117 nt
Organism: Drosophila busckii
Lineage: Eukaryota; Metazoa; Arthropoda; Insecta; Diptera; Drosophilidae
Product: tetratricopeptide repeat protein 21B-like
Exons: 7
Coding region: 26-4042 (1338 amino acids)
Biological process (GO): protein localization to cilium; intraciliary retrograde transport
Cellular component (GO): intraciliary transport particle A
Molecular function (GO): protein binding
Source: RefSeq, a predicted model, not a curated record